CUGUGAGGCGGGAUGGCUGCUCGAACCGCACUGCUGCUAUUGUUGGGGGCGGCAGGGGCAGGCCCGGCCCCGGCACAAGGGUCGCGAGGAGACCGGGAGCCCGUCUACCGAGACUGCUUGGCACAUUGCGAGAAGCGCAACUGCUCCGGGGCCGGGCUGCGACACUUCCGCUCCCAGCAGCCGCUCUACAUGAGCCUCACAGGAUGGACUUGCAGAGAUGAUUGUAAAUAUGAAUGUAUGUGGCUUACUGUGGGCCUUUAUGUCCAGGAAGGAUACAAAGUGCCUCAGUUUCAUGGAAAGUGGCCCUUCUCUCGUUUCCUGUUCUUUCAGGAGCCAGCUUCUGCCUUCGCUUCACUCCUAAAUGGACUUGCCAAUUUAGUCAUGCUGAACAGAUACAAAGCUGCCGUCCCACCUUCUUCUCCCAUGUACCAUACCUGUAUCGCCUUUGCUUGGGUUUCUUUGAAUGCCUGGUUCUGGUCUACGAUUUUUCACACUCGAGACACAAAUCUAACCGAGAAAAUGGACUAUUUCUGCGCUUCAGCUGUUAUCCUUCACUCUGUAUAUUUAUGUUGUGUUCGGACCCUGGGGUUAAAACGUCCAGCUUUUGCCACCGUCUUUGGGGGUUUCCUGCUCCUCUUCCUGGCCUGCCACAUCUCAUACCUGACGCUUGUGCGGUUUGAUUAUGGCUACAACAUGGCUGCCAAUGUGGCAAUCGGCCUCCUCAACCUCUUCUGGUGGUUGGGCUGGUGCAUGAGGAACCAGCAACGCUUGCCAUACGUCUGGAAGUGCGUGGCAGUUGUCCUGCUUCUGCAAGCCUUGGCUUUGCUAGAGCUCCUGGACUUCCCGCCGUUGUUUUGGGUCUUCGAUGCCCAUGCGAUCUGGCACAUCAGCACCAUCCCUGUCAACAUCCUUUUCUACAGUUUCCUCGUGGACGACAGCCUCUAUCUCUUGAAGGCCAACUCAGACAUUCUUAAAAUAGACUAAAGCCUUUAGUGCAACACAGAUUGGGGGAGAGCACUCGCCUCUUUAAAGGACACCCACUGGUCAUUUCCAGCAUUCGAGGAGCUGGGCUUGCUUUGCUUUGAGAAGUGGUGACAGUUUGGACUUCCUCUUUUCCUUCUACUCUUAAAGUGUCCAUAUCUGGGUUUUUUUGCCAUGAUGUAAUACACUGGUUGCCUUUCUCCUGGAUGUAUCAGGAUAUACAUCUUUCCUCCCCAGGAACUUGGCUUGAGGGUACAUCAUCGUACCUUCUGGAUGUUUUUUUUGUGUGUUUCUUUUGAGGGAGAACCAGGGACGGUCUCCCUCUUGCCUUGCUCGCCUUGAUUCCUUUUCAGUUUAGUGUAGUUUAGUUUUGUGAGUGGCUCUGCAGCAUUGGAUCUGCUAGUCUGAUGGGCUCUACUAAAGGGACUUCAAAAGUAUUGUGGAAGAUGGUGGUGAGCUGAGAACAUUUGGAGACCUUGUUUGCGCUGUGUCAACUGCUUCAGGAAAGAAGAGCAUUAUGUUGCCUGCUUGACAGAUUACCCUUAACUGUCUCAUCAGAAGUAACUAUGCUAUGAAUUCUGCUUCCUCCCUUUUAAACAAGUGGGAAGAGAGGAGAGAUGCCAAGUUGCAGAGAUUAAUUUCUUAAAAGGAACAUGCUGGGGUUCAACCCUUUCCAGACAGUGUAUCCUCUGACCUUUAACUGUUGUGUGCACCCACUCACAAAACUCACUUGGACCUCACCCCCCCCCCAACUCUGUCUUAUAUUUGUGCAAACUGGCUGAGAUUGCUCCUGGAUGGCAGGGGCACUCUUCACAUGCUCAACUGCACGCAGCUCAUUAGGAUCCCAGCACCAAUCUCUGACGUUAAUAAGCGGGCUCCAAGACAGGAGCCAUGGGUCAAAUUGAGGCCAGUUGGGUAGAGAAGAUGCUUGUGAGGAUUUGCUUCAUUUUACAAAAAGGAAAAAGGGGUUUCACCAUAAAGAUCAUUCCUACCAAGAUGUGGAAGCUUUGUUUUUUCAGGCUUUACAAACACCAGGCUGAUUCAGAGAGGAAAUCAUGGAUAUUUGUCUUUUUCUUUGACCCAUCUGCUCUUGUUUUUAAAAUAGCAAUACAGACGUUGUAGAUUGGACUGGGGAUUUUUGUGAUACGGAUUGCCUUGCUGCUUCUGACCAAAGUUCCGUCUCAUCCAGUUCUGUGUCUCCAGCUGCCCCUGAGAACUUCAUAAAUGCAGCGGGGUGGAGCCCCUGUUCCUAGUCCUCAGUCUCCGGUACAAUGAAGUCUGCUACCUCAGGGAAGUGAAGGCAGCUUACCUAGGAUUUCCAGGAGGUCACCUAUCCAGCCACAGAAA
Eublepharis macularius is the source of this 2328-nucleotide messenger RNA. It is a transcript of the gene PGAP3, whose product is annotated as post-GPI attachment to proteins phospholipase 3. The transcript is spliced from 9 exons. The coding region runs from base 13 to 984 and encodes 323 amino acids. Gene Ontology annotation, cellular component: endoplasmic reticulum membrane. Gene Ontology annotation, biological process: GPI anchor biosynthetic process. Lineage: Eukaryota; Metazoa; Chordata; Lepidosauria; Squamata; Eublepharidae. The record is from RefSeq and is a predicted model, not a curated record. Gene Ontology annotation, molecular function: hydrolase activity, acting on ester bonds.